Molecule: messenger RNA, 2093 nt
Organism: Hymenoscyphus albidus
Lineage: Eukaryota; Fungi; Ascomycota; Leotiomycetes; Helotiales; Helotiaceae
Source: the annotation of a GenBank genome assembly
CGAUACUUAAAGAUAAGUCCUUUGCCCCUUCCCCCUCCCCCUUCCCCGUUUCCCCUCUCCCCUCUCCUCCUUAGGUCGUUCUUUCCCCUGAUUGCCCUUUUGCAUGCAUAUGCGUUCUGCUUGAGCCUUUUACCCGUGCCCGCGGGCCAUACAACUUUCACCUGCAGCUGGAGCGUAGCGUCCUUCAAGCACCCGACUUCUGCACUCUCACUCCCCGCUUCGGAGCUUCCCCGUCCCGACGUCAUUCGCCCCUGUCCAUUUUCCUGCAACCAAUCAGACCGACUGUGCCUGCGCCAGCCCCACGCUCUCAGCCUUACCUCCGAACGUGGCCUCGUCCAGUUACACACUUCUUUCCUUUCACUCCUUCAACCUAAACAUCGCAUUGUUACCCUUCUCAUUUUCUUCCCUGGAUCGGGCCUUUUUUUCAAACGAAAUCAUGGUAAACACCGGAUCCAGCCGUGAGGCCCAACACCUAUGCGUGUUGGUCCACGGGUGAGUAGUAUUCUUACUUGCAACCUCCGUCUGGCCACAGUUCUGCGCUUAUGCUAACAAUGGACCGCAAAGACUAUGGGGAAACCCAAACCACCUCGAGCAGAUGGCUCUGGCCCUGCGAGAGAAACAUCCUGAACAAUCCCUCCAUAUCCUCGUCGCCAAACGUAACAGUGGUAGCUUUACCUACGAUGGCAUUGAGUUGGGUGGCGAGCGGGUGUGCCAGGAGAUUGAGGAAGAAAUAGAGAAGCUGGCAAAGGAAGGCCAGGAAAUAAAGCGGUUGUCGUUAGUGGGAUACUCCCUAGGCGGACUCGUGGCAAGAUACGCCGUCGGUUUGCUUGACAGCAAAGGCGUUUUUGACAAGAUUACGCCGGUGGUGAGUGGCGCAAUUGCUGAUGCCGGGACUAGACGAUGCUAACGAAGGCAGAACUUUAACACUUUCGCAACUCCCCACUUGGGAGUUCGAACACCGUUGAGGGGCUGGCACAAUCACUUGUGGAAUGUUCUUGGUGCUCGAACUCUAUCACAAUCUGGCCGGCAAUUGUUUACAAUAGACAAGUUCCGAGGUACAGAUAAACCAUUGUUGGAAGUUCUUGCGGAUCCCGAGUCCAUCUUCGUCAAGGGCCUCGCUAAAUUCGAAAGAAGGACGUUAUACACAAAUGUAGUCAAUGAUCUCAGUGCAGUUCACUACACCACUGGAAUCGCAAAGAAAGAUCCAUAUAUCAAUUUAGACAAACUGAAACUGAAUUACUUGGAGGGCUAUGACAACAUCAUACUCGACCCAAAGAACCCCGUUUCUCCACUGGAUCCAGAAGAAUCACAAUUUACCUUUUCCGAGAGGUUUGUGAAAACCAGCCAAACUACAUUUGGUCGACUACCUUUCCUGAUGGCCAUGAUUGUAUUCGUUCCAGUCGGUGUAGUGGCAUUCUUACUAAACUCCGUUGUUCAAUCCCUACGAAGCAAUCGAAGAAUCAAGCUCCAUGAAAUGGGUCUAGCUGGAAUAGAGCCUCAAAAUUAUCGUAUGCCCCUUUUAUUCAAAGGCAUGCGAGGAGCAGUUGAGGAUGCAUACGAAAAUCUCAAUAACGCACAAAGCCAGGAGUACCUUGUCGCUGGAACAGAAGAGGAGUCUGCCACAGAAGAAUCUGGUUCCUCUCAAUCAUCCUCGUCCCUUGACAAGCCCGUCAACGUUCAUCAUGAAUCUUCUGAAAACCCAUCGCCACGUGAUUUAUCACGUGACUCACCAACUCUUGCCCUCGCGCCUCAUCAAUUCAGAAUGGUUCAAACCCUUGAUAGUGUUGGUUGGCGCAAAUACCCUGUGCAUAUCCAUAAAGUGAGGCAUAGUCACGCGGCGAUUGUUUUCCGUGUAAACAAACCACGGUACGACGAAGGCAAAGUAGUCUUUCGUCAUUGGCUUGAUGAGGAAUUUAUUCUAUAAUAAAUAACUCUGUAUACACCCUGAGAACCCAUUGUACGAGAUUUCCUGGAACAAGCAACUUAAUUAUCCUAAAUCACUUAGACAACCAUUUUCAUUAUACGAGAACUUUAGAACAAUUAACUUCAUUGUCCCAAAUCACAUAGGUCAACAAAGAUAUAUUAAUCUCAAU